GAGAAGACUCACCAGGGAAGAUGGCGACCGCAGGGUCCGCCGAACGGCCUGCCAGACCGGCCAGCGCCGCCACCGGCAGGCACCGGUCCGGGUCCGGGCCUGGAGCUGGGAGCGGGUCCGGGUCCAGCCCGCCAGAGACCGAGGCGAAGAGGUGCUCGGUGUGCGCGGAGGGGCAGCCCGGCGGCAGCCCGCCCUGCGGACACCCGGCCUGUCCGCUGUGCCGAACCCAGAGACACUCCGGCGGGGAAGAGCGGCUCCGGAGGAGGAGUGACCCCGAGAGGAGCAGCAGCAGGCCGGGCAGGAGGGACUGCGACAGCCGGAGAGAGUUCUUCGUCUCUCCUCUCAACCCGAAGUGUUCAGACGUUUUAUCGGCACCGAGCGGGAAGCACAAGCUGUUGUUGUCUGAAGACCGCGAGGACGUGAAGAGGAGGAACGAGUCACUGCGACACGAUGAAGAGCCUGGAGUUCUGUCGGACUCGGAGAACGAGGAGCCGAUCAGCAGGAGGAUCAGAAACAUCUCGGCUUUCAUCAGGAAAACCAAAAACUGUGCAGCCUUCACUGGUGGUUCUCAGAGGAGUCAGAGCUGCUCUGACCCGGUGGAGGACCGAGGAGGGAAGCUGAAGGUCGUCACCCAGCCGGCGCUGAUGGACCGAGUUGGUAUCAGUCACAGCUACACGGCAGGAAUCCUCCUCUCGUCUGAGAACAGUCGCUCCGUCUCAGCGCCGAUCACCGCUCCCGACCGGAGGCUCACCUGGCGAGCCGUCAUCUCGUCAUCGUCGUCGACUUCUCUGGGCCUCCCACCGCCCCGCCCCGAGCGCUCCAUCAGCCCCGAGAGCAACGACAGCAUCUCCGAAGAGCUCAACCACUUCAAACCUAUAGUCUGCUCGCCGUGCACGCCGCCCAAACGCCUCCCGGAUGGCCGUCUCAUGGAGCCCACCAUUGUGAAGUCCACGCCCAGGAACCUGACCCGCGGCUUGCAGAAGGCCACCAGCUACGAGGCCAGUCCCGCCGUCCUGCAGAAGUGGAGGCAGAUCGAACUCGACCGCCAGAGCCUCAAAGUGAACUCCAAGGCGACGCUGACGAGCCCCGUCAACGAGCUCCACAGCAAGACGGGAGGCGGGGAGGACGGCGGGGUCGGCGCCGCAAAGACUCGUCAGUCCCCAGCAGGACGGGACGGAGACGGAGUGACGGCGGUCAACAAGAGGAGGCUGCUGUUCGACCCGCCUGCCGCAGACUCGGACACCUUCCAGAAACAGUCCGUAAAGAUCCGGGUCCCUGCGAUCCGCUACAGCACCGACGCGACUUUCAGAGGAAGUUCAGACUUUGAGCCCACAGUUGGCGCUCCCGAAUCCGGCAGCGGAGGAACGUUGUUUAGCCGAAAACAGUCGUUCUCGCCGUACACUAAGAACUCUGGUUUCCAGUCGUGUAAAUUAGUGCCAAAGGACUCGCAGAGUCCGAGGAAGGAGUGUGACAGUAGCCUCCACAACCAGUCUACCUCAAGGAGGGGCAAGAAGAGGGAACAGAAGACCAAACACCUGGACGCGGACCGGGACUCGGACCUGAAGAGGAGCCGGUCGGUCAGCCAGGAGGCCCUGGACGAGCGGUACAUCCGUCAGAUCCAGCAGGAGCGUCAGGACCGAGCUCUCGCCCUGAAGCUGCAGAGACAGUUCGACCUGGAGAACCAGACCGUCAACCGCAGGAGGAGCCCCGACACUUACUUCCUGCGGUCCUGGAUGUCCAAUCAGAACCGCAGGAGGUGUGGCUUGAGGAGAUCCCGACGAAUCAACAAGAAGCACUAGAGAGGAGUUCGUCUGGAAGAGGUUGAAAUAUGCAAAGUGACGACAGGUGAAGGUUUAAUGAAUGUGGAGCGAACUUUAAACUCACUGCUGAGGAAAAAGCUCAUAAAUCUUAAAACUGAACAUUUCUUCCAAACAUUGUCUUUUCACCAGCAAAUCACCAAAAUCUGAACAGUCCCAUCAGGAUCUCACUGAAGUAAACUCAUCAGGUUCUGGAGGACAACCUGAUUCAUGUGACUUUAUUUUGGGUAAUAGAUUAAAUAAUGAAUCGAUCAAUCAAACAAAGCCAUAAAUGCUGUAAAUCAAACCUGGCUGAUACCAUUUCUCUGGAUUUAACUGUUGGAGGCAACGGGGCCACUGGAGGUCUGGAGCUUUAGGGGCCACUGGAGGUCUGGAGCUUUAGGGGCCAAUGGAGGUCUGGAGCUUUAGGGGCCACUGGUGGUCUGAAGCUUUAGGGGCCAAUGGAGGUCUGGGGCUUUAGGGGCCAAUGGAGGUCUGGGGCUUUAGGGGCCACUGGAGGUCUGGAGCUUUAGGGUUCACUGGUGGUCUGGAGCUUUAGGGGCCAAUGGUGGUCUGGGGCUUUAGGGGCCAAUGGAGGUCUGGAGCUUUAGGGUUCACUGGUGGUCUGGAGCUUUAGGGGCCAAUGGUGGUCUGGGGCUUUAGGGGCCAAUGGAGGUCUGGGCUUUAGGGGCCAAUGGAGGUCUGGAGCUUUAGGGGCCACUGGAGGUCUGGAGCUUUAGGGGCCACUGGAGGUCUGGGCUUUAGGGGCCAAUGGAGGUCUGGAGCUUUAGGGGCCACUGGAGGUCUGGAGCUUUAGGGGCCAAUGGAGGUCUGGGCUUUAGGGGCCAGUGGAGGUUUGGGGCUUCAGUUAAAGAAUGGAACUGGUCCCAACAUGUCCACCAUCUUCACGUUUUCAUGAGCUUCUUUCAGAACCGUGUCCGGGCUGCUGGACCACGUUGAGGAGACCUGAACCCCCAGUUGUCCUCUGAUGAGUGUCUCUGGAUCCUUCAGCAGCCCAGGAACCAGGACUAUAAAGACCAUCAGACCAAUAACAGUUCUCCCACUACGGGUUCUGGACAGUCUUCCAGUCUGAACAUUUGUCAGACGUUCUUCGGGUGUCGACCCCAACGUGUUGAAGCUCUGGAUGGACUCUCCUCUGCUGAGGCUCAUGGGUACUGUAGUCUUUAGAGCCAUUCACAGAACAGACCUGGAUCAGGAGACUGUGACCCGCCUUGUGUUGUUGGUGUUUGGGGUCCGGAUUUAAAAAAGCUUCCGGGUCCGUUGGAGGAGUCCGUGUUUCAGUCCAGAUCUCAUACGUUCUGGAAAUGAAUGAAUUAAUAAUGAAAUUAAUGAUUAGUUGCUGCCCUGAAUGAACUAAUGUAAAAUCAUGUGAGACAAAUAUAAAAUACCCAAAUAAACAGAUAAAAGACAAUAACAACAAUUAAGAGGGAACAUGAAUAAAAUAAUCAAACAAAUAUUGACCAUAAAUUUACAUUCGUAGUCUCUAAAACAUCCGUCAGUGUUCUACUGAAAUACUCCGGAAACAUAAAGAAGUAUUAACUUUAAGUAUUUGAACACCUUUAAAGGUCCAGUGUGUAACACUAUUUCUAACUUCACCGCCCUAUAAAUGUUAUAUAUACACACAUACAUACAUACACAUAUAUGUGUAUGUAUGUAUGUAUGUAUGUAUGUAUGUACACGCAACAGUGAUUAAACAUUAAUAAAAACACACUCACACAGUUAUUAUAUCUGGUUCCUGGCAGUAGAUCGUCCUCACUGUUACACACUGGACCUUUAAAUCAACCUUCAGGACAGAAUAAAGACGCCGGCGCUGAUUGAACAGGUUGAAAUAUUCAGAUAUAUUUCAUUUCAUAGCAGAAAUACACGUUUAAAGCUUCAGUUUCAGAAUAAAAGCACUUGAUCAGAUGUUUAUUGUGUCAUAUAAAUAGUGAAAAGUAUAAUGUUUCCCUCUGAAGUGAUGAACUGUAGACGAGUUAUACAGAAGCUCGUUUGUGCCAAUGUGACUAAAACAAGGAUUCUGUAAGUCAUUAUAAUGAGAAACGUACUCAAUGUUUGAUUUAAUGUCUCUAAAAUAACAACUUUGUGAUAUUAAAACAUUAUCGUGAGAAAGUUUCUCAUUAUUUUAACUUACAGAAUCUUUUUUUCCGUCACUUUGGCACAAACAAGCUUCCGUAGGAUAAAGUCAGACUCCAGUUAAAUACCAGAACCUGACAACUGUAAGUAAAAGUAAUGUGAAUGUGGUUCAGCUGUUGUUUUACGGUCCUUUAUUGAUUGUGUCAGAUGAUCAUGUUUAUUGAUUUCUUUUGGUUUAUGGACAGAGUUUGAAGUGUUUCUCUUCAGAGACUCUGAAGGGCUUUUUUUACUCUCUACCACACCGAUAUGCACAUUUUCUAAAGUUGUAGUAAAGCUUUGGUCCUUUGGUUGAAGCAGUCUGACGGGUGGGGGGGGGUUAAUGCUGAGUGCCAAAUGACGUUUAUAAUUGUGUACGAGAGGAGACCAACAGAAGAGGACUCUCAACACGUGUUCUGUCUUCUUUUCAUAAAGUUUCUGAUGUGA
This is a messenger RNA of Dicentrarchus labrax (European seabass), 4373 nucleotides long. RefSeq names its product ring finger protein 169 (gene rnf169). The record is from RefSeq and is a predicted model, not a curated record. The coding region runs from base 21 to 1799 and encodes 592 amino acids. Gene Ontology annotation, cellular component: nucleus; site of double-strand break. Gene Ontology annotation, molecular function: ubiquitin-protein transferase activity; nucleosome binding. The transcript has 6 exons. Gene Ontology annotation, biological process: double-strand break repair. NCBI's taxonomy places the organism in Eukaryota, Metazoa, Chordata, Actinopteri, Moronidae.